AUGGCUUACCGAAUCGCACACACUUCCGCAGCUGGCGUCGCGACUUGGAGUCUCUGUCGCCUCAUGAAUCCUCGUCGCCGAGAGCCGUGUUUUUGUGAGCCUGUGGCCAGCACGCCGACAUUUCAGAAGCGCCCGCUGCGAGUCAUGUCUCAGAAUGUUUGGAAUUCCUUCUUCGCAGGUGGUCCCGAGAGAAAGGCAAGGCUAGUGGCACUCGGAGAAGAGUUGGAGCGACUCUGCGUGGACGUCGUCAUCGUGCAGGAGAUGUUCGUUUUCGGUUUUGGACCCUUUUGCGUACAGGGCGAUGCAGAGGACGCCCGUCAGCUGUUGUUGCAGCUAGGCUUCGUGCAUCAAACCUCUCCGACAGCGACGCGGCCAUUUCUUGGACAAAGUUCUGGCCUUGUCGUAUACUCGAAAUAUCCAAUCAAGAAGGAGCAGCAUGAGACGUUCGCAUCUCGUCGCUCUGUCACAGCUAAAGGUUGGCUGGAAGUGGUGAUCGAUUUAGGAUCACCCGACGGCAGCGAGGCUCGAGAGCUGCUCAUCUUCAACACUCACCUGGAACAUUCGCACCAUCCUCGCUGGGUGCGUGUCCGGCAAGACCAGUGCAGACAGCUCAUGCGGCGCACCAGAGAGGUGCUUGCAGAAGAAAGCGCGAGCAGCACUGCCUAUGCCAUGGUGGUAGGCGACUUUAACGUCUGCAGCAACGAGUUCGGACAGCAGCUGGACGGCUUGGCAGAGUUCCGAGCCUUGCAUUUUGCUAUGCAGUCUGCCGGCUUCCCUGCCGAGUUGCCGCAGUCGUUCGAUGCGGAGCGACCAGGAACGCUUCGGCUACCUCCAGAGAGUGGACUUCGAUGUACUCCAGAUCACAUGUUUGUCACCUACAAGCUGAAGGACUGCUGUGUUAGUUCUUCGGUCGCGGACACGCGAGACCGGAAUGGACUGGAGGUCUCCGACCAUCUGGCUCUGAUUGCCGAGUUCCUGAUACCACUAUGA
Molecule: messenger RNA, 990 nt
Organism: Symbiodinium sp. CCMP2456
Lineage: Eukaryota; Dinophyceae; Suessiales; Symbiodiniaceae
Source: the annotation of a GenBank genome assembly